GAAAAGAGACACCAUGAAGAAAGCAAUUAUGUUGACCUCAAACAAAAGGCUAUUGAUGAUUGGCUUCCUAUAACUGCUUCAAGAAAGGCCAAAUGGUGGUAUUCAGCUUUCCAUAAUCUAACCGCCAUGGUUGGUGCUGGUGUUCUCAGCCUUCCAUAUGCUAUGUCCCAUAUGGGCUGGGGGCCUGGAGUUACGAUUCUUAUCCUAUCCUGGGUGAUUACAUUGUACACGUUAUGGCAAAUGGUUGAGAUGCAUGAAAUGAUUCCAGGAAAGAGAUUAGACCGGUAUCAUGAAUUAGGGCAAGAAGCGUUUGGAGAGAAACUGGGUCUUUGGAUUGUGGUUCCACAACAAGUCAUUGUUGAAGCUGGCACAUGUAUUGUGUACAUGGUCACCGGUGGGAAAUCGUUGAAGAAAGCGCAUGACACUCUUUGUCCGGAUUGCACAAAUAUCAAAACCUCGUAUUGGAUUAUUGUGUUUGCUUCAAUUAACUUUGUUCUUGCCCAAUGCCCUAACUUCAACUCCCUUUCUAUCAUAUCUAUGAGCGCGGCCGCUAUGUCUUUGACAUACUCAACCAUAGCAUGGGCUGCUUCACUUAAAAAAGGGAUAGUCCCAAAUGUGGACUAUGGACCUAAAUCAACUAGCACUGCUGAUGGUGUAUUCAACUUCCUUUCCGCGUUGGGAGAUGUAGCGUUUGCUUAUGCAGGUCACAACGUGGUUCUAGAAAUCCAAGCAACUAUGCCAUCGAGCCAUGAAGUGCCUUCCAAGAAACCUAUGUGGAAAGGGGUUAUUUUUGCAUACCUAGGAGUUGCAUUCUGCUACUUCCCCGUCGCAAUUAUUGGAUACUAUAUGUUUGGUAAUUCUGUUGAGGAUAACAUCCUCAUCACACUCGAAAAACCUGCUUGGCUCAUCGCUACUGCUAACUUGUUUGUUGUUAUCCAUGUAAUCGGAGGCUAUCAGGUAUAUGCAAUGCCGGUAUUUGAUAUGAUUGAAACUGCCAUGGUUAAGAAGCUACACUUUUCACCUUCUUUUGCACUUCGAUUCUCAGUUCGCAGUAUAUAUGUUGCAUUGACAAUGUUGAUUGGCAUAUGCAUCCCGUUCUUUGGUUCUCUGCUUGGAUUUCUCGGAGGAUUUGCAUUUGCUCCAACAACUUACUUUCUUCCUUGUAUCAUCUGGCUUAAACUCAAGAAACCCAAGAAAUUCGGUUUGUCAUGGACAAUUAAUGUGAUAUGCAUCAUUCUCGGGGUCCUUAUAAUGGUAUUAUCCUCGAUUGGUGCGUUGAGAAAUAUCAUUGUACAAGCAAAGCACUACAAAUUCUUCUCGUAG
Vicia villosa (hairy vetch) is the source of this 1323-nucleotide messenger RNA. RefSeq names its product lysine histidine transporter 2-like. The transcript is spliced from 7 exons. Gene Ontology annotation, cellular component: plasma membrane. Lineage: Eukaryota; Viridiplantae; Streptophyta; Magnoliopsida; Fabales; Fabaceae. The record is from RefSeq and is a predicted model, not a curated record. The coding region runs from base 127 to 1323 and encodes 398 amino acids.